Molecule: messenger RNA, 2174 nt
Organism: Owenia fusiformis
Lineage: Eukaryota; Metazoa; Annelida; Polychaeta; Sabellida; Oweniidae
Source: the annotation of a GenBank genome assembly
UAUAGCCUUUGGUGAGUAGAGCAGCGUCCGAUAUACGAAAAGUAUGACAACUACAAUCUCUACAUUUGUCACUGACAUGGCCAACAGUACAACAAACGACACAUCCGAUGAUGCCAACGUAUCUGAUAGCACUUUGACCGAGGCGCCAUACAACAUGUGGGCAGAUCCUGAUAAUUAUGUUGAACAUCGUAUCGCUGUAGCACUUUGGAAGUAUCUGUGCCCAGUAGUGAUCCUAAUUGGUGUUGUGGGAAGUGUAUUGACAAUCAUGGUGAUGCAAGGGACUGGAAUGAAGCGGACUACACCCAGUGUUUACCUUACUUUCCUAGCCACUGCCGAUGCCCUCACACUUCUGACCGGAGCUCUCAGACACUGGAUUAACUACAGUUGGGAGAUUGACAUCAGAGAUCUGAUGGCCUGGAUAUGUAAAACACAUCACUUUGUUCUUUACUUGUGCAUUCAUCUAUCCGGCUGGUUGCUGGUCGCCGUCAGUAUUGACAGGGUCAUUACGGUAUAUUUACCAUUGCAGGCGCGGUUCAUCAGCACCAAACGCAAUGCCCUUAUCAUAUCCACCACUAUGGUCAUCAUUCUCGGAGCCAUUAACUCACAUUGGUUUCUUACUUACUCAGUCUCAUUCAACUAUGGUGAAUUGUAUUGCCAAUUUCAACCCAUUUUCGAGGAUUCUUUUGAUUUACGAGUAUGGAUGUGGGUUGACCUUGCACUUUCGUCCGCACUGCCGUUCUUGAUUCUAAUUGUGUCAAAUAUCAUGAUAUCAGUGCAGCUGGCAAGAGUAUCUAAGCAACGGAACGAGAUGGGAAGCGGUGGGAACGACAAUUCACGCUCGAUGACGGUAAUGCUCCUUAGUAUUAGCGUCGUGUUCGUCUGCCUAACACUCCCGAUGGCCGUUUACCUCACAACGCAAAGUUUCUCUUAUGAAUACGAAAACUCACAAGCGAUAUGGAGGGAUGAGAUGACAUAUGCGAUUGUAAGUAAUAUCGCAUAUAUCAAUAACGCUAUUAACUUUUUCUUAUAUUGCGUUUCGGGAAGUAAGUUUCGUGGAGAACUUGCCAAACUGUGUGGUAAAAAGAAAUCGCGAAAGGCAAAUAACCAGAGCAUGUCGGUGACAAGGAUGACAGGCGUCUCGGAGUCAAGGCAAUCGGUGAAAACGGUGACCUCUGAAUUGCAGAAAUAGAAAGGAUGAAAAGACUCAACUUCAAUUUUAGUUGGAUGGCAUCUAAAUAGAUAUAACUUUGCCGUCAUUAAAACACGGAAACCCCAAAGCAUUUCUGGCAUUUUCACCUUGUUUGAAAUGUACAUGUAUGGUUAUAUGUUUUAUACGGGUAUACCUUGUGUAAUAUGUGUAAGAGUGAGGUGUGUAUUUGUAUACAUAUUUAGUUUAUUCACAUCGAUGUCACAAUGUUUAGACCUCCAUUUUAUAGUAUCUUGCUUAGUGUCAUUACUCCGUACAUUUUCAGAAGUCAUUGGCGUAGGCAAGCAUGAGUCAGUCGAGGAAAAUGUAUUACCAACAUUACAGACACACAAAUAAAUAAGGGUUAUCUACUGGAAGGUUUUCUAAAAGCCCAUCGUUUAUCCAGAGGGAGAUAUGCAUAUCUACCUGAUUUUAAUUUAAUACAUUUAAUACUGUAGAAUGAAGUCCAAAGGUAUACCUCCUUGGCCUCGCCUGAUAUAGAUCCUGUAUCUAAACUAAGUGAGGCAACAGUCUAAAGGAAAUUGUACCUUUGAAUUUCAUUUUAGUAGAACAAAGCGUGGGAAAAAAUAUUUCUGAAAAAUGAUGGUACGCCCAUACCAGAUUUUAUUUGUGGUAUUAAAAUAUUCUAAUAUCCAACAAAAAGGCGUAAAUCGGUAUGAUAAGUGCGUCUAAUGGACUCAUUCAAUUGUUGGACCAAAGAUCGCCAACAACAUAUAUUGUAUAAAUAUUGGACAGUAGCACAUAUGUCUGUUUAUUUUAUGUCGACUUGAAUUAAUUUUAAAUGAGUAUUGGUUUUUGUCUCAUCAACACUCAAAUAUAGGCCUAUAUAACGGAACCGUCGUAGACAAAUGUUCUCGCAACCAUACUUUCAAACACAAUUACAGACUCAAUACUUUCAAGAUAAAAUACUUUCAAUACAAAAAAAACAUUACAAAUAAUCCACCCCUCUGUAAAGCUGACUACAGGU